This is a messenger RNA of Rhizoctonia solani, 3012 nucleotides long. Its product is annotated as nucleotide excision repair protein RAD16. Bases 1 to 3012 code for a protein of 1003 amino acids. NCBI's taxonomy places the organism in Eukaryota, Fungi, Basidiomycota, Agaricomycetes, Cantharellales, Ceratobasidiaceae. The record is from RefSeq and is a predicted model, not a curated record. The transcript has 23 exons. Gene Ontology annotation, molecular function: ATP binding; ATP-dependent chromatin remodeler activity; metal ion binding.
AUGCCCCCGAGGAGACGAAGUGCCGCAGCAUCUGCUGCAAGUUCCAAAACCUCUACUCGUGCCCCUUCUCGCAGCACUCGUUCGUCAUCGAGCAAAUCUACGCCCGCAACCAGCAUAGCGCCGAGCUCCGAGGACGAAGCCACCAAAAAGCCCACCAACACAAGGAAGCGCCGCCGCCAGGAUGACAUGGACAGUGAUGCCAUAGAUGAGUCCGACAAGGAAAACGAGCCCGAAAACAAGUCCCGGGGUCGGAAAAAGCGUACAAUUUCUAAGGUUAUUAUCGAGAUUCCGGCCCCCCAAGAAACCGUCAAGGCCCCGAAAAAAGCUGCUCCCAAGAUUCCUGGGCCAUCCCGCAACGCUCGUGCUCCGGCCAAAUCACGACGAUCAAGCGUCUUGGUUUCAGCCAGCAAAAACAGGCCCUCGCCUCCCGAAAAAUCCGGAUCCGAAUCCGAACACGAAUCUGAGGAAGACUCGGACGAUGACAGUGGCUCAGAGUUUGAUGGCUCCGACAUUGAAUUGGAAGACGCCCCCGAAGAGGAGUUGGCUCAUAUCAAGACCAAGUCUCAAUCAUCCAGGAGGAGGGCCAAGUCUAUGGACAGCGACGCACUUGACGAUGGUUCGGAUGAGAACGCUAGCGAGGACGAAGCGCUUAUGUUGGAGGCUGCGAUCCAUGCUUCGUUGGCCCCUGAUGUCGACGAGAACGGAGCUGGUCCUUCGAAAUCUCGUCCGUCUGCUGCUACAGCACGCAACAAGGCUGCAGCUUUACGAGCGGCGGCGGCCGAACGUCGUCUUGGCGUCAAGAAAGCCGACUCUGGCUCGGAUGAAUUUGAACUCGACGAUGGUGACGACGACGAAGAAAGUGCGGUGCUUACUGAUGAUUCGGAUGAACCAUUGAACAAGCCCGGGAAGUCUGCCAAGCAAACGAAGAAAACAGGCACCAUGACGAUUGCCCAAAUGAGAGCCGAACGUCGCGCAGCGAAGGCCGCCUCCAGGUCCGAAAUGGCGCCUAUUGCCUCUGCGCUUAGGAAGAAACGGAAGGAACUCGGACGUAAAUUGACUUGGGCUGAGAGAACGUCGGUUAUGUUGACGCUCCACCAUCCUGAACUCGAGGACGUUUGGGGCGAUCUCGAAAGGACAAUCAAACCUGUCGCCCCUCAGAAAGCCGACCAACCCGAAGGACUCAAGGUUACUUUGCUCCCGUUUCAACGGGAGAGUCUCUACUGGAUGAGGAAGCAAGAAACUGGGCCUUGGGCCGGUGGAAUGUUGGCGGACGAAAUGGGUAUGGGUAAAACGAUUCAAACCCUAGCGCUGCUUGUUAGCGAUCGGCAGAAGCCCAAUCUCGUAGUUGCGCCCACUGUUGCUAUCAUGCAAUGGAAAAACGAGAUUGAAGCACACACUGAGGGUUUCAAGGUCUACAUGUUCCAUGGAGGAUCUCGCGAGAAGAACAUUAAAGAAUUAGCGAAGUAUGACAUUGUCCUUACCAGUUACUCCGUUCUCGAAUCGUCAUUCCGUAAACAAAUUUCGGGUUUCAAGCGCAAGGGCGAAAUCGUCAAAGAGAAGAGCCCGUUGCAUGCUCUCAAUUGGCGCCGUAUUAUUCUUGACGAGGCGCACAAUAUUAAGGAGCGGUCGACGAACACUGCCAAAGGGGCAUUUGAACUGAAGGGGGAUUACAGGUGGUGCUUAUCUGGUACACCCCUUCAAAAUCGUGUCGGAGAACUGUAUAGUCUUGUUCGAUUUAUCGGAGGAGACCCGUUCUCUUAUUACUUUUGUAAACGCUGCCCUUGCAAAUCAUUGCAUUGGCGUUUCUCUGACAAGAAAGGGUGCGAUGACUGCGGACACUCUCCUAUGAAUCACACUUGCUUCUGGAACAAUGAAAUUUUGACUCCUAUUCAGAAGAAUGGCAUGAUCGGGCCAGGAGCUAUUGCUUUCAAGAAGCUCAAGAUUCUGCUGGACAGAAUGAUGCUUCGCCGUACCAAAGUCGAACGGGCUGAUGACCUUGGGCUUCCUCCCCGCACCGUUGUCGUUCGCCGCGAUUACUUUAGCCCUGAAGAGAAAGAAUUAUACUUGUCGUUGUUCAGUGACGCUAAGCGCCAGUUUUCUACUUAUGUUGAUGCAGGAACUGUCUUGAACAACUAUAGUAACAUCUUCUCUUUGCUAACCCGCAUGCGACAAAUGGCUUGCCAUCCUGACCUCGUGCUAAAGAGCAAGCGUAAUGCGGACCUAUCCGGUCACAUAACCGAAGCUAUGGUGUGCCGCUUGUGCAAUGACCUUGCAGAAGAUGCGAUCCAGUCACGAUGCAAGCACACAUUCGAUCGCGAAUGUAUCAAGCAAUACUUGAAUACGGCCAUUGAACAACAGCCUGCUUGCCCGGUUUGCCAUGUGCCUAUUUCGAUUGACCUGGAAGGACCGGCUCUUGAACAAGACGAAGAAGCGACAGCCAAGGCUCGCCAGGGUAUUCUAGGGCGUCUCGAUGUCGAUACUUGGCGUUCCUCUUCCAAAAUUGAAGCCCUUAUUGAGGAACUUGACACUCUUCGGCGCCAAGACGCUACAAUCAAGUCGAUUGUCUUUUCCCAGUUUGUCAAUUUCUUAGAUUUGAUUGCAUUCAGGCUGCAACGAGCCGGUUUCUCGAUCUGUCGACUCGAGGGAAGCAUGAGUCCCGAAGCCCGCAACAAUACUAUUCAACACUUUAUGAACAAUGUCGAAGUUACUGUGUUCCUGGUGUCACUAAAGGCUGGUGGUGUGGCUCUGAACUUGACAGAGGCCUCCCGCGUGUAUCUGAUGGACAGUUGGUGGAAUCCCGCUGUUGAAUAUCAGGCAAUGGACCGCAUACAUCGGCUCGGACAAAAGCGACCGGUCCAGGCUAUCAAAUUGGUUGUCGAAGACAGUAUAGAGAGUCGUAUUGUCCAGCUUCAAGAGAAGAAGUCUGCGAUGGUUGACGCUACUUUGUCUGCUGAUGACAAUGCCAUUGGAAGACUGACGCCCGAAGACUUAAGUUUCUUGUUUAGGCUAUAA